Messenger RNA from Callorhinchus milii (elephant shark), 7510 nucleotides. It is a transcript of the gene col4a2, whose product is annotated as collagen, type IV, alpha 2. The record is from RefSeq and is a predicted model, not a curated record. The coding region runs from base 383 to 5557 and encodes 1724 amino acids. The transcript is spliced from 48 exons. NCBI's taxonomy places the organism in Eukaryota, Metazoa, Chordata, Chondrichthyes, Chimaeriformes, Callorhinchidae. Gene Ontology annotation, molecular function: extracellular matrix structural constituent. Gene Ontology annotation, cellular component: collagen trimer.
UGGGAGGAGCUGAAGAUCGACUGGGAAAGGAGUGCAACCUCCCAGUUGUAGCAAACUGAGCUCAGAGACAGAGAAAAGAUCUCCAUUCCUAACAUCAAUUUACCAAAGUAAAACAGGAAUUGCUGCAGGAGAUAAAGCGAGCACAGGGCACACGCUAUUUUAUCGUGUUUUUACGGGACACAUUACCUUCAAUGUAGAUUUUUACCUAGUUGUGACGUUCAUCCAAUGCUUAGUUUAAAGUGCCUGUGGCUGCUUGCAGCUUUUUGCUGGUGAUCCAGACACAGAGCUUGGAGGCAGCGAUUUGGUGAUUUGAUGUAAUAUUUCAUUCAGGAAUAGAAGAGUGAGCGAGCAAACGAGAGAGAGAGAGAAAGAGUGCGUGGACAUGGGCUGCCCAUUCAAGACAGGAAGGGCCAACCAAUCAAGAAUUGUUUCAGUAGAAGAUUUUCAGAGAGUAAAUAUGCGGUUUCUGCCACUAUGGUCAUUUGUGUUGGUUAUGCUGUUGGCUGAUGCAGUUCUAGCCGGUGGAAAAUCUUACUCAGGGCCGUGUAAUGGAAGAGACUGCAGCGCAGGAUGCAAGUGUUUCCCUGAGAAAGGAGGCAGAGGUCAGCCAGGACCACCGGGGACUCAGGGGAAUCAGGGCCCAGAUGGGCCGUCUGGACGUUAUGGUGUGACUGGACCAAAGGGCGAAAAAGGUGAAAGAGGCCUAAGUGGAAAUCGUGGAUUUAAAGGAGACAAGGGGCCAAUAGGUGUUCCAGGAUUCUCAGGCAAUGAUGGCAUACCAGGUCAUCCAGGGCAACGUGGCCCAAGAGGUCCAUCUGGACAUGACGGCUGCAAUGGAACGAAAGGAGAUCCUGGUCUGAUGGGACAACCUGGAUUUACCGGACUGCCUGGCUUUGAUGGUCGCUAUGGACCAAAGGGUCAGAAAGGUGAACCUAUUCUGGUUAAAGUCGACCUAAGGGGUGAACCUGGUCAUCCAGGUUUGGAUGGUUUUCCAGGUCAGUCAGGUUUAUCCGGUCUAAUUGGUCCAAGGGGUCGUAAAGGACAGUUGGGACAUACAGGAUUCCCAGGGCCUCCAGGACCUCCUGGACCACAGGGUAGUGACGGAAUAAGUUUCCAGGGUGAAAAGGGGGAUAAAGGUGAAGUGGGAUUGCCAGGACCCACUGGUCCACGUCCAGGAACUGGACCCGCUGUGACCAUCUACAUAAAAGGAGAAGCAGGAGAAAAGGGCGAAAGAGGUUCCCGAGGAUUUGAGGGGGAAACAGGACUUCCUGGACUUUCAGGAAUUACAAGUUCACCAGGAGAAAAGGGAGAACGUGGAAUAAUGGGUCUCCCAGGAUUAAGGGGUUUGAGUGGUUUGGAUGGCCUCCCAGGACGAAAAGGAGACAGGGGUCGCCCAGGUCUCCAUGGACUUAAAGGUACAAAUGGUCGUGCAGGAACAAAGGGUGAACGUGGUGAUCAAGGUGUUCAAGGAGAAUCCGUUAAUUUUUCUGGAGUUAUUCCCAGUGGUCUUCGAGGUGACAGAGGUCCGGAGGGUGAUAGAGGUCUCCCUGGAGAAGUGGGUCCACGAGGCCCAUAUGGCCCACCUGGCCCUCCUGGAGAACAAGCCUCCUAUCCAGGUCCUCGGGGACCCCAGGGUUCAACUGGCAUAACAGGACUCAAGGGGUAUGAAGGUGAACCUGGUUUUUCAGCGAUCCGGCCUGGGCUUCCUGGGUUUCAAGGAAUACCCGGUCAACCGGGACCACCAGGGCAACCAGGACCACCAGCUUCAGGAGAUGUUAUUGGAGAUCCCGGGUCACGAGGUUACAGAGGUUACCCAGGUCCAGCGGGUGGAAAAGGAGUCAAAGGCGAACAAGGUGACUGUGCUUGCCGUGUGGAGGAGGCUUCUCCUGCAGGGCCCCCAGGUCCUGUUGGAGUCCCAGGUUAUUCUGGAAAUUCAGGAAGAAAGGGUCAGCCUGGAGAUCAAGGUCAACCAGGCACUAUUGGUGCACCCGGCCUUCCAGGUGUGCAAGGUGCUGUGGGAUAUCCGGGUACCAAAGGACGAAAGGGUGACUCUAUAAUCAUUAAUACCAUUACCACCAAAGGUACCAAAGGAGAGCAAGGUGAGCCUGGUCACAUAGGUUCUUACGGUGAGGCAGGAGUACCAGGCCUGGAUGGUCGUCCUGGAGAGCCAGGGCCUCGGGGUCCUUCUGGUGACGGUCGUAAAGGCUACCCUGGUGAUUCGGGUGAUCAAGGUGUCCCAGGCCCUAAAGGACAACCAGGGAAUAUAGGUCGCCCAGGGCUAUCGAUUUCAGGUCCUCCAAGUAUCCCUGGUCUUCGUGGUGACCCAGGAUUUGAUGGAUUUCCAGGAAUUCCAGGUAUUCCAGGACACCAAGGUCCUCCAGGUGACUGUUGCUGCAUUGAUGUGACUUUGCUGCAUGAAAGAAAUUAUACAGACAUUUCAGCAGGUAUUCCUUGUCAAAAGCCAGGACCUCCGGGACCACAUGGUCUCCAAGGAUUCUCCGGAGCAAAAGGUGUAAAGGGUGAAAGAGGACAUCCAGGUUUUCCUGGCCAACCAGGAUUCCCAGGACCUAAAGGAUUUGUGGGUGACCCAGGCCCCGGAGUCACAGGACCACCAGGUUUUAUUGGGCGUCGUGGAGACGCAGGAACACCGGGAGCCCCUGGGCAGCCUGGUACCAGUGGGUUUCCAGGAUUACCGGGAAAACCAGGACUUCUCGGUAUAAAAGGAGAGGCUGGAGAGGCAAUUGGUGCUAUUCCAGGAUUGGAAGGUGAUCGAGGAGGCCCAGGAGAAGUCGGAGUGAAAGGAACACAAGGAGACACAGGUUCACUGGGAGUUAGAGGUGCAUUUGGAAUAACAGGUAUGCCUGGUGCAAAAGGCAUACAAGGUCAACCAGGGCUACCUGGUCUCAUAGGAUUCCCUGGGGUAAGAGGAGACCCUGGCUCCCUAGGAUUUCAAGGAUUCCCAGGUGUGCAAGGAUUUAUUGGUGCUCCGGGAGUUCCAGGCUUUCAGGGUAUCAAAGGACAAUCUGGUGAUCAAGGUCCCCCUGGCCCUGCUGGAAUGAAAGGUUUGCCCGGGAUAACAGGUUAUCCAGGUUCUGCUGGGGAUAGAGGGCUUUCUGGAUCUCCUGGUCAAAUUGGGAUGAAUGGACUUCCAGGCCUUGAUGGAUUAAAAGGUAAAAAAGGUUCCCCUGGAAUGGCAGGCUUCCCAGGCCUGAGGGGUGCUCAUGGACGGACAGGUGUUCCAGGCCUUAAAGGUGAAAAGGGACAAUCUGGCCAUCCAGGACGCAGAGGUUUGGCCGGGGACAAAGGGACAAAAGGUGCUCGUGGCUUCCAAGGGCCCCCAGGACCAGCACCGCCAUUUAGUCCUAAGAUGUCUAUGAUGGUGAAGGGUCAUAAAGGCGACACUGGUUAUUUUGGCGAAUUUGGUUUCUCUGGGCCCAAAGGUGAGAAAGGUAUGCCAGGGUAUCCAGGUUCAUAUGGCCAGCCUGGUUUUCCAGGUAUUCCAGGACACAUUAAAGGCCGGCGAGGGUUACCUGGUUUUCCCGGUGAUACUGGUAGUAAAGGAAUGCCAGGUUCUUCUGGUCCUCCUGGGAUUCGUGGCUUCCCUGGAAUGCCUGGUGAAAAAGGGAGACUAGGCUCUUCAGGCUUCCCAGGUACCAGCGGACCACCUGGUUUCAAGGGACUUAAAGGUGACCAGGGAGAUACUAUAAACCUACCAGGCCAACCAGGCAUCAAGGGAAAUAUAGGUGUAGCAGGUUCAACGGGUGAACCAGGCCUUACAGGAUUGCCAGGUCAGGGUGGAUUUCCAGGUUCUCCAGGCAUUGAGGGUUUGAAAGGGUUUCCAGGUUUUCAUGGUUCCCCAGGUCAACAAGGCUCCCCUGGGUUUCCUGGGCCACCAGGUGACAAAGGGCAGUUUGGCUCUAUCGGUUCUGCUGGUCAAUUUGGACAUCCAGGAUUUAUAGGAUAUCGAGGGGACAAAGGUGUCAUAGGUUCUGAUGGUCUGGCGGGUUUAGAUGGUUUGAAAGGACUCAAGGGUCUCCCAGGAGCACCAGGAAUACCUGGAGAAGGCCCCCCGGGGCAAACAGGUCCACCAGGCGAGAAGGGUGAAGUUGGUAUUUCAAGCACUCAAACAGGUUUCCCAGGUGUAACAGGGGAACCUGGGUCUAGAGGAGACUUUGGUGAGAAAGGUCAACCUGGUAAUUCAGGACCACCUGGUUCACCAGGCCCCUUGAUACCUUCAGACAAACCAGGAAAAUCAGGUGAACUGGGUGUACCAGGAGAAGAUGGUCUACAAGGUUAUCCAGGCCCAAGAGGCCUGCGUGGUAAAGCAGCUGUUCCUGGCAAGAAGGGUGAAAAAGGAAAUCCAGGCAUUUCUGCCUUUUCAGGACCACAGGGCAUGAGUGGAAAUAAUGGAGCUCCCGGUUCUCAAGGAAUUGACGGUAUUCCAGGGAGAAAAGGUCAAAAGGGUGAUCAAGGCAUGAUGGGUUACCCUGGACGAUCUGGACCACCGGGUAACACUGGCCCUAGUGGGCCGAAGGGUAUAACUGGAUUACCUGGGAUACAAGGAAUUGCAGGGAUACCAGGACCGGUUCCUAUACCAGGAUUCAUCCGAAAACCUCUCGGUCCUCCUGGUCUGCCUGGAUUGCAAGGAAGCCCUGGUGUUGGAGGUGAUAUAGGCCCUAAGGGAUUUCCUGGCGAUCCAGGCUCAAUUGGUCCACAAGGACAACAAGGGACUCCUGGCCGCAGUGGUGCUCAUGGGUUGACAGGUGCUAGAGGUGAUCCAGGUCUAAUGGGUCAGCAAGGUACACUGGGAUACGAAGGUGAGCCUGGGAGAUCAGGUUCUCAAGGUAUGCCAGGAAUGCCAGGCCGAAGUGUUAGUGUUGGCUACCUUCUAGUAAAGCACAGUCAGUCAGAACAAGUGCCUCCUUGCCCACUUGGCAUGAACAUGGUUUGGGAUGGAUUCAGCAUGUUAUAUGUGGAGGGACAGGAAAAGUCUCAUAACCAGGAUUUGGGCCUGGCUGGCUCCUGUUUGCCACGGUUCAGCACAAUGCCAUUCGUGUAUUGUAACAUCAACGAAGUUUGUUACUUUGCAAGCAGAAAUGAUAAAUCCUUCUGGUUGUCUACAAAUGCCCCCAUUCCGAUGAUGCCUGUGGCUGAUGAUGAUAUCAAGCCGUACAUCAGCCGAUGCUCAGUAUGUGAAGCACCUUCCCUUGCUGUUGCUGUCCACAGUCAGGAUAUAACCAUCCCACAAUGCCCCAAUGGUUGGCGCGGUCUAUGGAUUGGCUACUCUUUCCUAAUGCACACAUCAGCAGGCAAUGAAGGUGGUGGACAGUCACUGGUCUCUCCUGGCAGCUGUCUGGAAGAUUUUCGUGCAACACCAUUUGUCGAAUGCAAUGGGGCUCGUGGUUCAUGUCACUACUUUGCCAAUAAGUACAGCUUCUGGCUUUCCACAGUGGAUCCUAACCAGCAGUUUGAGACUGAACCUAUACCAGACACUCUGAAAGCUGGACAGCUUCUAACUCGAGUAGGGCGAUGUCAAGUGUGUAUGAAGAAUUUAUAAGAAGCCCCAAAGCAGCCUUACAGCCCAUCUUUCUGAUGUUACAAUUUUGAGACCAAAAAAAACCCAGAAGUAUUUAAACAAAAGAAAAAAAUGUUUGCUUUGAUUAAAUGGUGCUAUGUUCAAAUUUGUUACCUCAAAACACAGAAAACAAUCUGACGACGAUCCAAGUAAUAUAUCCAUCUACUUGCUUUAGGUUCAGCAUUCCACUUAGCUGUAUUAAUGCACUCAGUUUUCCGCUUUCUUUUUCAUGCCAAAAGUAACCUCAUUGAAGCAGAGAUUACUAAUGCUAAUACAGUAAAACAUGGUACCAUUUUCAGGAAAAGCAAAAUAUGAAUUUCAUGACUACUAAAACCACUUCAGUUUUAAUUAUUAUAUCCAGUAGUUCAUAUAUAUAUAUUAAACAUUUGGAUGAUUUUGGAGAGCAAAUGUUUUAGGCCUGCGAUAAACCAUGACGUUUUACAUCAAUUUCAAGGCCUUUGAAAUUCAAUGUGUACAAGUCAAAUGAAGAUGCGAUGGGAAUGUUGGGGAAUUGAAUUUCAAAUACACCAUUGUACCACAAAACAGUAAGAUAAGCAUUUAGCAUUAAUAAUAUAUAUUCAUUGAAAAAUGCACAUAAAUCCGUAAAUGUUAUAAUUACUAAAAGAAGACUUAUGUAUAUGGAAUGCAUCAUUUACCAUUGAUUUUAAGCAACAAUCCUGGAUUUGCAUAGCAGCAGGUUGGCACUGAUAGUAACUCGACUUUCAUGUUUUCUGCAUGUGAAAGUAACCAAAAGUCUCACAAAAGGCAAUCCUCUCUAGAUGUAUUUCUUCUGCCAUUAUCUACAUUAGAAAUUGGCUGACAGAUCAGCACUUCCACUAAUGUGCCACCAUUAGCCUCUCCAGUCUAUUUCCCUGAACUUUGCUGGUGGCUAAACCAUUGCUACCAGUACUAGGGGAAAGGAUGAAAUCUGCCACAAACAGGUAGUGGCAGGCUUUUUAAAAAAAUGAUUGUCUAGCAGUAGUGCUGGUGUCUACUAUGUGCACCCUUCCAACCAGAGUGAAUUGUUAAGCUAUAAUGUUAUUAAGGAUUCAAAUGGUUUGUGACUAGUUGAAUCGAGAGAUUCUAAUCAAGCUUAGAAAUCACUCCAUUGCAAUUGCUAUAUUUUUAUAAUAAAUAAAGGACAAUUUAGAAAACAUAAUUUAGUUUGAAUUUGUGGCAAAAAUACAAUUUCAGUCAGUUCUGGGGUUAGGCAUUAAGGUCAAUGGCUAAAAAUGGUGCAGCGAGACUUUCACAGGCUGGUGUUGGGCUUGCUGUGCUUUUAUUACUGUAGGUAUGUAAAGAAAUGUUUUGCAUUACAUUGCAGGGGAAUUCUACCAGGCUUAUAUGUGAUAUUCUGUCAAAUGUCAAACUUCGGAAUUGUACAAAGACCACCCCUCACAAUCUCUUGAGACUUUAAAAAUAGUAAUACACUGUAGUCAUAGUAUCUCCUUUGCAGACACCUUGCAAUUUAUACAUUAAUACUGCGCUUACUCUGUUGCUUUGAUGGUUUAUUUUUUACACAGCAUUUUAAUAUAUCAUGACAUUAUUUCAUUGAAUGUUUGACACUUGACUCGUAGUUAAUUUGGCAAUAGGCAACAUUGGAUUAUACUGGUAGUCAGAAUUAAUAAGUAAACAAAGGUGCUUUAUUGCUUUUCAGCCACUCUAGUUGUGGAACAAGAUGGAACUUGAAUCAUUAAGUUAUGUAUUGCGUUAUUGCACUACCAGUCCACAGUGUUGGUACAUCAUAGGUGGAACCAAAUGGACCAUUAAACUGAAAAGAUGAAAUUCUUAAAAAAAAACAGAAACCAAAUUUGAUAGAGUAGUAAUCAUGUGUACAUAACAUCCCUUUUAUAUGUAUUGUAUGAGGAGUAAAAGCUUUUCAUUUGAUGUAAUUAUCCAAAUUAAAACUUAUUUACCAUUCUGUUAUGGUUUUAA